ACUAUUGAACACAAAACGUAUGAAUCAAAUUUACCGACUGAGAAUAUGAGGAACACACCUAAUUUUAACCGGCGUCGAGUUUUGCCACUUGCGCGUCACUUCCACGUUUUUCCUAUAAAAAGAAGUUUUCUUUAUAAUAUUAAAAUUAACCAACUCCAAAGAUGAGUAAAGCACAUCCUCCUGAGUUAAAAAAGUUCAUGGACAAAAAACUAUCAUUGAAACUCAAUGGUGGUCGUCAUGUUAUUGGCAUCCUACGAGGAUUCGAUCCUUUCAUGAACAUGGUUAUUGAUGAAAGCAUAGAAGAAUGUAAAGAUGGUACCAAAAACAAUAUUGGCAUGGUGGUGAUUCGAGGCAACAGUGUCAUAAUGUUAGAAGCACUGGAUCGAAUUUGAUUAAUAUUAAAUUUAGUAAGUAAGGUAUUUUUAAGGCAAUGCAUCAUCUUUGGAUAACAACAAAUUAAAUUCCACAUUUCCCGUUACCAGUUGUAAUAAGUAAUAAAAAAACCUUUUUGGAAAAACA
Nasonia vitripennis (jewel wasp) is the source of this 519-nucleotide messenger RNA. RefSeq names its product probable small nuclear ribonucleoprotein G (gene SNRPG). The coding region runs from base 162 to 392 and encodes 76 amino acids. Gene Ontology annotation, cellular component: spliceosomal tri-snRNP complex; precatalytic spliceosome; U12-type spliceosomal complex. The record is from RefSeq and is a predicted model, not a curated record. Gene Ontology annotation, molecular function: RNA binding. Gene Ontology annotation, biological process: spliceosomal snRNP assembly; mRNA splicing, via spliceosome. NCBI's taxonomy places the organism in Eukaryota, Metazoa, Arthropoda, Insecta, Hymenoptera, Pteromalidae. The transcript has 4 exons.